CGGGCACGCGCCUGACGUGGCGCGCCGCGGGCCGAGGGAGCGCCAACGGCUGCCAACGGCUGCCAGGGGCCACGCGUGGGGCGGGCGGUGGCGCCGGCCCGUGCAAGAGGUCGGGGGCCGGGAGGCUGCGAGAAGACUUUUCCCUGUAGUGUUACUCACAAACAGCUCUAGGCGUCGUACUCUUUUUGACAGGUUCAGAUUUUAAACAGCGCCUUUUGCCCAUGCUUGCAACUGCGGCACAAAAUGUUUGAGGUUAAGCAGAGGAAAAGAGGUAUUUCUUCUUCCAAGCCCAACGAGGAUUCACAAAAGGCUGAGAAGGACAGUAAUCAUGGGAAGCUGCUAAAUCCCAGGAUCAGUAAUAAUCAGAGUUUCUCUUGGAUAGACUCACGGACAGCCUUUAGCCUAGUUUCCCUUGCCAUUUGCCUGGUGCUGACCUGGUUCCUAUUUCAGCAGUCAAGUCAAUUUGCUAAUAUGGAGAAAAAGUAUAGUUUCUUACAGCAAGAAGCUGAAAAGUUUCUGGACAUGGAAAAUAAAGUUAACUUAAUUUCUGAAAAGCUUGAGUCUUCUGAAAGUAUCCUACGUGAAGCUACCUUCUCCAUUUCUGUGGUGACUGAGUUUGAGCAGGAAAUACCUUCUCUUCGUAACAUCAUACAUGAUAUUCAGAACAGUGAACAAACUUUCUCUAUAAAGAUGCAGAGCAUUAAUGAGAAGUUCCAAAAUAUUACAGAUUCCUGGAGAAGAAGCUUGGAUGAAAUGAACACAAACACUAGUGGUUUAAAAUCUGAAGCAAAAUUCAUACAUUCAGAAGUUACUUCCCAAAUUAAUGAAGCUGACCAGAGAAUUAAAUCCCUUUCUGAAAGAUUAAAAGAUUCAGAAGACAGUACAGCUAGAAAUAUUAGAACUGUAAAAAGGCAAGAAGAUGAUGAGUUCUCUAGAGUUGAACAGCAGUUGGAUUUGCAUACAAAGGCAGUUGAAAAACUAGAAGAAGAACAGAAUAGCCUGUUAGCCAAAGAUACAGACCUGAAACAGAAGUUUAAAGACUAUGAACCCAAAAUUGAGGAGUGCAAGAGCCAUUUGCCAACAAUUGAAAAUGCUAUUCACUCCAUCCUUAGAUUGUCAAGUGAAUUGCUAAGUAUGGAGAAAAAGAUAGAGGACUUGACAACACAGCUAUAUACUAUGGAAAAUGAUAUGUUGAAAACUGUCUCUCAUACAAUGGAGAUGCAAAAGGUUCUUGAAGGCAUGAAGUAUGAUGACAACAUACUGAAACUUCAAAAUAAAGUAGUGGUUUUAGAAGAAGUACUACCUGACAUAGAAGUAUCUUCAAAUACAAAAGAAAUCACUAUUGAAGACCAUAACUUAGAAAAUGAUUAGAGUGAGGAUAAUAUGUUAAUUUGGACUCAGGGUUUUCACUGAUGGAAAAACACUUUAAUCAGUAUAGACAAUGUUUAUAAUAAGUAAUAAUCAAGAGGGCUGGCUAUCAUACAUUAAGGAUAGCUGAAUAUUAUCAUCAGUUUCAGUGGGCAAUGGAUCAGACUUAAAUGAAAAUUUGUAAUAGAGAGGAUAGAGAGCAAGAUAGACCAACUUGGACGAGGCAAGAUUUUUUUUAAAAGAAAUAAGGAUUAUUUUCAACAUACUGAAAGUUCAUUUUUAUUAAAAUGGAUUUUGAAGCAAAGUAUUUAGAUAAGAAAUAAAAAUUAGAAUCAGAUUGAGAAUUUUAGUUAAUUUUCCCUGGCUUUUAUAUUGUUAUGUUUUAUUGUUCUAUUCCAUGGACUUGUAGCACCAUGAAUAAUUAAGUACUUAUCUCUAAGCAGAUAUACAUUGUAGAUUGCUUUUAAUGUAUUAUAUACCAAAUAUUUGUUUGUGUUUACAGUACAUACUUUUUAGUGUCAGAAUUAUUAGUGGAACCUCCAUAUUUUAUUAUGCGGUAGUGCAUUUCUAACAGCUUAUGCUGAAGUUUAGCUACAACAGCAUUGUACAACAGAAAGUGCUACCAAAAUACCCCUUACUGAUAACCCUUUCUUGUAACUUAUAUUUAUGAAUGAGGAGUUACAUAGCAGCUGGUAUUAUCUUGCAUUUUUUGACCCUAUGCAAAUGACCUCAUAACAGCACACUUUUGCCAUUCCCUUCCUAAAAUCACUGUCAUUUUGGUCCUCAGACCAUGUAUGGACUGAAGUUCUUACUAACAGAUAUUCCUGUUAGUGUUCUUCCAUUGUUUCAUUUGCAUUUGGUGGGAUCAGUCACUUUAUUAGAUCUUCUGUACAAUUAGAAACAAGUUUUAACCUUCUGUUCUGUGGGAUGUUCUCUGUUAGGCGUUCCCCAACAUGUGUGGUAUUACUUUGCAUUCCAAACUGAAAAAAAAAAAAUGUUAACGGUGUCCUCUAACAUUUCCCAAACUUUGUUCAACUAAUAAUUGUAAAAGCAAUUAGUGGAAGCUCUUGAGUCAUAUACUUUCACUGUUAAAAAAAAACAUAGUUUAUUCACAGAUCUACUUACACCAGAAAUAAUACUACAUAACAGGCCUUCAAUCUAUAGCUGUACAUUGAAAUUUGGAUCUCAAGACUGUGUCUACAGAUUUACAUCUUGAUUAUUUCCAAUUUCUCAUUUCUGAAUUCAGAAAAAUAAAUUGGUUGGUAGAUAGUAUGAACUCCUUGUGAAUUAGUUAGGUCUGAAUUAAAUUAAUUUUUUGUAUAUUCAUUUAUCUAGAACUCUAU
This is a messenger RNA of Rhea pennata, 2711 nucleotides long. It is a transcript of the gene IKBIP, whose product is annotated as IKBKB interacting protein. The record is from RefSeq and is a predicted model, not a curated record. Lineage: Eukaryota; Metazoa; Chordata; Aves; Rheiformes; Rheidae. The transcript has 5 exons. Bases 244 to 1371 code for a protein of 375 amino acids.